AUGAUCAACAAUUUCUCCCAGACUGAAGCUGUGGAGCUCUGCUACGAGAAUGUGAACGGAUCCUGCAUUAAAACUCCUUACUCUCUUGGACCUCGGGCUAUUCUGUAUGCAGUCCUAGGUUUCGGGGCAGCGCUGGCAGUGUUUGGAAACUUACUGGUCAUCAUUGCUAUCCUUCACUUCAAGCAACUGCACACACCUACCAACUUUCUAAUCGCAUCCCUGGCCUGCGCUGACUUCUUGGUGGGAGUGACGGUGAUGCCCUUCAGCACAGUGAGGUCUGUGGAGAGCUGCUGGUAUUUUGGGGAGAGUUACUGUAAAUUUCAUACUUGCUUUGAUACCUCCUUUUGCUUUGCGUCUUUAUUUCAUUUGUGCUGUAUAUCUAUUGAUAGAUAUAUUGCUGUUACUGAUCCUCUGACCUAUCCCACUAAGUUUACUGUCUCGGUUUCAGGAAUAUGCAUUGUCCUCUCUUGGUUCUUUUCUGUAACGUAUAGUUUUUCUAUUUUUUACACUGGGGCCAAUGAAGAAGGCAUUGAGGAAUUAGUAGUUGCUCUCACCUGUGUAGGAGGCUGUCAGGCUCCAUUGAAUCAAAAUUGGGUUCUGCUCUGUUUCCUUCUAUUCUUUGUCCCCACUGUUGCCAUGGUGUUUAUAUAUAGUAAAAUAUUUUUGGUGGCAAAACAUCAGGCUAGGAAAAUAGAAAGUACAGCCAGCGAAGGUCAGUCCUCCUCAGAGAGUUACAAAGAAAGGGUAGCAAAAAGAGAAAGGAAGGCUGCUAAAACAUUGGGAAUUGCUAUGGCCGCGUUUCUUGUCUCUUGGCUACCAUACAUUACCGAUGCAAUGAUUGACGCUCACAUGAAUUUCAUAACUCCUCCUUAUGUUUAUGAGAUUUUAGUGUGGUGUGUUUACUAUAACUCAGCUAUGAAUCCCUUGAUCUAUGCUUUCUUUUACCCAUGGUUUCGGAAAGCAAUUAAACUUAUCCUAAGUGGCAAAGUGUUAAGGAGUGACUCAUCAACAAUUAAUUUGUUUACCGAAGAAGCAGAUAUAGAUUGA
Molecule: messenger RNA, 1047 nt
Organism: Orycteropus afer afer
Lineage: Eukaryota; Metazoa; Chordata; Mammalia; Tubulidentata; Orycteropodidae
Gene: TAAR9
Product: trace amine associated receptor 9
Exons: 1
Coding region: 1-1047 (348 amino acids)
Biological process (GO): G protein-coupled receptor signaling pathway
Cellular component (GO): membrane
Molecular function (GO): trace-amine receptor activity
Source: RefSeq, a predicted model, not a curated record